Linum tenue is the source of this 603-nucleotide messenger RNA. The record is from the annotation of a GenBank genome assembly. NCBI's taxonomy places the organism in Eukaryota, Viridiplantae, Streptophyta, Magnoliopsida, Malpighiales, Linaceae.
UCCUCCUACAAACCCAGAUCCCUCUCCGAGCUCUCCCUCGCCGUCGCCUGCGAAGAAUCUGGAAUCUCGAGCCGAAUCCUACCUCAGCCACUCCUCACAAGCGUCCUCAACUCCAUCAUCGUCCUCCACACCUGCGAAAUCCCACCCCCCACCCUCUUCCCUGCAUCUCUAGAAGAUAUCAAUAAUCUUGUCCCCCGGAUUCUGAUUAGGGAUCCACGGUUGGUCAAAGGAAGCUUGCUUGUCGAUUUCGAGCUUCAGAAGCGGCAGAGGGUGAUUGUGGAAACGAUUGUUGGUCUGCUGCCGACUCAAUAUAGGAAGAGUCCUGACCCCAUGUCGUUCCUCUCUGGUUUACUAAAGACGGCAAUAGCUACCUCGACAGCUAAUUCCUAUAGAUCUUAUUUGGAGAGGAGGAUUCGGCUUCAGCUUGACCAGACCAUCCUCGAAGACUUUCUGAUUCCCACACAUGCGCAUGGAGCAAUAACCACCACCACGGCGCCGCGACUACAAGAUACGGAUUCCAUUCUCCGAAUUUUGGUGGUCGCUGUGGUGGACAGAGGGGAGAAGGGUGAUGAUGAUGGCCUAGGGACAGCCGAUUCAAAAUGA